GCGAGGCUCUGCUGACAGGAGGGCGCACGAGACAGAAGAAGACGAGAAGUUGCUGCAGAGGCUGAGCGCGCGGAGAGCUUGUUCGCAGACAGAGGCGGGACACACGCACGCGCUAUGGGACUAACUGUUGAUCUGUGAGAGAAGAAGCAGCGCGCGCACAGUUUCAGCUUCGCUCGCGUCUCAAAGCAGCUGAAAUCUCUUUGUAGUUUUUGUAGUUUCUGCUUCAGACAACAGAUUUUCUUUGUUUGUUUGAGAAAUAUUGUGAAUUUUAAAUACUGAGUCAGGAAAAAGCGGCAUCAUGAAGUUUCUGCUUUUUCCCGUUUUAAUGGCUCUCAUCGCCAUCAGCCAAGUUUUUUGUGAAGAUGACCCCCAAGAAGGGACCGACUACUGGACAAGCAGUAAUCAGAUUCAGGACGGCUGGCUCUCCAGCGACCCAUUCAGAGAAAUCCUCCUGAGGAAGACGAGAAAGCCGCGGCCACACCAGUUCAUCGGCCUGAUGGGGAAGCGCUCCAUGGCAAACUCACAGAUUACCCGCAAAAGACAUAAAAUCAACUCAUUUGUUGGACUGAUGGGGAAAAGGAGCCAAGAAGAGCCAGGAUCCUUCGAGUGGAGCACGUUACAGACGUACGACCAGCGGCGCUGAGCCUGCUUCUCAUCUCAUCAUUCCUCACCCGUUCAAAGGCGGGUACUGAUGCUGGCUUUUUCUUUUCUCCAGACUGUGUAUAGCUGUUAGUUGAAUAAACAUGAUUGUUUCCACAUUGUAGUGAUGUAGCGCUGCUCCGUCUCUGUUGUCCCAGCAGCAGCUUCACUGGGACCGUUUCAUUGUCAUUGUUAAGUGGUUUCUGUGAGUUUUCCACCAUCUGCCAAGCCACAAAGACCAAAUGUUGUUGUGGGCCAUCAAAGCAAGGCUACGCCCAAGGGUUUGCUGAAAACUGCCAACUUCUCUGCAUAGUGCCUCGUAACUGUUUAACUGCAGCUGUUCUCGGGUUCAUUUUGGCUUUUGAGUGAUUUAGAAAAGCUGUCAUGUUCUCCACCUGCACAUAUGGUGUCUUAGGACAGUAAAUCUGUUUAUUUUAGCCAUUAAAAUUAUUUUCUUUACUGGUUAAA
Messenger RNA from Melanotaenia boesemani (Boeseman's rainbowfish), 1107 nucleotides. It is a transcript of the gene tac1, whose product is annotated as tachykinin precursor 1. Bases 299 to 643 code for a protein of 114 amino acids. The record is from RefSeq and is a predicted model, not a curated record. The transcript is spliced from 5 exons. NCBI's taxonomy places the organism in Eukaryota, Metazoa, Chordata, Actinopteri, Atheriniformes, Melanotaeniidae. Gene Ontology annotation, biological process: tachykinin receptor signaling pathway.